AUUCGAUUCUACGCGCGUGGAUCGAUCCACGGCGAACUCCCGGUCUCGUGUUUCCCGCUCGACGUUUGAACGCCUUUGAGUCGCUCCUCUUCUCCAUCAUCAUCAUCAACCUCUUCCUCCUCCUCCUCGUCGUCGUCGUCCAAACCUCUUCACGGCCCCUUGCUCGCACAGGGCCCCGCCGAAAGAUGUCGCUGCUCUCCUCGCAGGGGUUGCGGGAUCUGUUCUCGCGGCUCGGCGAGGGCGCCUCCGCCUCUCCCGAGCCGGAGAAGGCCGCAGCAGCAGCCGCCGGCUCAGCGGCCGGCGCGGGAGCCGCCGGGACCCCCCCAGGGAGACCCCAACGGGGGACGGCGGUGGCGGCAGCGGCGGCAGCGGCGGCGAGCCGGGAGUUGCUGUUCUCCUUGGGGGACCACGUGUACGCCUGGGACGAGCGCGCCGCCGCGCUACUCCGCGCCGAGAGCGGACGGCGCCGCGGGGACGAGGGUGGACUUGAGACACUGCUGUGCUUGGACCCGCCGUCGUUCCGCGUGCAGCGAGUGCUGCCCUCGCCUUCUGCCACCUCGCUGGUCGCCCUGGUGGGUUCGCGUGGCCUCGUCGUCAUGCACCUGCCUCCGUACCCGCAAGCCGGCACGAAAGACUCGUGCACAAACUGCAGGGUAACGGUAGUGGCGGAGCGCCUGUUCACCAGCCGCUCGUCGCUGCGCCUGCUCGAUUUAAGCUGGUUCCCUGAGGAGGGCGGGACUGAGCCACAUGUCGUGCUGCUCACUUCGGACAACAUGAUGCGGAUAUAUGCCGUUGCUGACCCCCAUACCGCAGUGAAGGUGUUUUCGCUCACACCGGACCUAGAGGACUCCCCGAGCUUGCCACAAUCACGGUCUUCCUUUGCGUGCGCUCUGGGUGAGCGAGCCGUGGCGUUUGACUUUGGCCUAGCCCGACCCAAGCAAAACGAAGUGCCUCUUGUGCCUGGCGUGCCCACCAUGAGCAACGCGCGCACAUCCAGAAUUGCUCCUCCGGAAGAGACCGUGUUUCCCAUUUAUGUCUUGUACGAAACUGGAGAGACGUACGUCGUUCACACGUGCUUGAGUGGCAAGUCCCGGACGGGCGAUCGAGUUUUGGGGCCCCUGCCGAUGCACCCCGCGGCAGAAGACAACUACGGAUACGGAGCGUGCUCGCUGUUGUGUUUACGCAACUCCCCUUCCGUGCUCGUCAUCGCCACCGAGACGGGGACCGUGUACCACUGCCUGCUGCUCGAAGAGGCUCAGACGGAGGACGGCCUCCCGUACACGCUGUUUGUGUUUGACGCCGUGGAGCUGGAGCUGUCCCUGAAUCUACCUUCGAGCAGUGAGUUGGAGGAGCAGACGUUGGCAGACUUCACGUGCCCCAUCAGGCUUAGUCGAGACCCGCUGUGUGACAUGCGGUACCACUGCACGCAUGAAGCCGGUGUGCACAGCAUAGCCAUCACGUGGCUGCCUUCCAUCCAGACGUUCGUCGGCAGUCCGGGCGAGGAGAAAUCCGAGGAUGAGCUCACGACGCUGGCGGACGAUCACCCCUCUGUAGUUGAGCAUGUGCUGUGCACCCGGCCAUCGGCAAACAUGCAUGGCCCUGCAGUUCAAGGAGUGUGCAUUGUACGUGACUUAUCUAUGGGAGCAGUCAUCCUUUGCCUUACUUCCAAUUACGAAGUCGUCACAAGACCGCUGCUUAUGUUCACCUGGCAGCCCUCUGCACUGCUCAUUGAUCAAGCGUCCACGAGUCAUAAUGGUGACGAGGCAGAGGGCUCGAGCGUGAGGGUGGCGUCGCAUUCGUUUCGGGAGGAAUCGCUGGAGCAGCGCAUCCAUAGCAUUCUACAGCGAGACACGAGAAAUCCCAUACUUAGGUGUGGCUCCCAGGCACAGCUAUCGCAGUGCGAGUGUCUACAGCUCGUCACGCGUGCAGUGCAGGUGUUUCGGGAAGAGAACAUUCUGAAACUGGACUUGGCGCGCGAUGCAAUCUUGCGCAGAGUACGGGGAAUGAAGCAGCAGAAAGAAAAACAGAUGGAAGAUCUGAAACAGAUUUCUCACCAAGCGCAAGAGCUACGGAAAACGGCUGAAUGUCUCGUGGACAAGUCUGAGGAUGCACGAGAGAGGCAAGAGGCUCUGGUGGAGAGAGUGCAUCGCGUCCUGCGGGGAGCGCACGCGUGUCUGCCCGUCCUCUCGGACAGAGAGCGACACGCUCGCAGCGAGAUCCAAACAAUCACCGAUCAGGUGGAGGAGCUCCAGCGAUCUAUCGAACAGGUGCUGAAUAAGCGUAACUAUCAGCAGAAGAAGCUCAUCGUCCGUCCGAAUAUGGAGAUGCAGGCGCAAAACGUGAUGACUCCCAAACAGAUCAGCUGUGUGCAUCGCCUCCUUGAAAAAGAGAACAGGUUAAUCGUAGAUCUUGUGAAGAAAAUCAACCAAAUAAAAGUGCAGAUAAACGUGUGAAUGGAU
Molecule: messenger RNA, 2459 nt
Organism: Petromyzon marinus (sea lamprey)
Lineage: Eukaryota; Metazoa; Chordata; Hyperoartia; Petromyzontiformes; Petromyzontidae
Gene: NUP88
Product: nucleoporin 88
Biological process (GO): ribosomal large subunit export from nucleus; protein import into nucleus; ribosomal small subunit export from nucleus
Cellular component (GO): nuclear pore
Molecular function (GO): structural constituent of nuclear pore
Source: RefSeq, a predicted model, not a curated record